Messenger RNA from Eleginops maclovinus (Patagonian blennie), 1249 nucleotides. RefSeq names its product protein c-ets-1-B-like. The coding region runs from base 1 to 1155 and encodes 384 amino acids. NCBI's taxonomy places the organism in Eukaryota, Metazoa, Chordata, Actinopteri, Perciformes, Eleginopidae. Gene Ontology annotation, cellular component: nucleus. The transcript has 7 exons. The record is from RefSeq and is a predicted model, not a curated record. Gene Ontology annotation, molecular function: sequence-specific DNA binding; DNA-binding transcription factor activity, RNA polymerase II-specific. Gene Ontology annotation, biological process: regulation of transcription by RNA polymerase II; cell differentiation.
AUGGAUUCCCUGGAGGUCCCUCCUCUCACCCCCACCAGUAAGGAGGUCCUCAGCCAGGCGGUGAAGGCCAGUUUCGCUGGGUUUGCCCAGGAGAGAAUCAUCCAUCACUUCCCACAGGAUCCCACCCUGUGGUCAGAGUGGGAGGUAAACUACUGGCUGGACUGGUGCCAGGCGGAGUUUGGGCUCCAGGGCCUGGGCCCCGACCUGCGGGGCCUGCAGGGCGGUGAGCUGUGCAGCCUGCAGAGAGAGGCCUUCCUGGGCCUGAUGUCCGACUGCACCGCGGGGGAGAUCCUGUGGGAGCACCUGGAGACCAUGAGGAGAGAGAAUGAGUUUGACUUCAGUUCUUCACUACCCACCUGCACUAUACCGUCGUACUGCCAGCUUCAAAUCAGCAAAGAAAGCUUCUCAGACUACAUCCAGGAGCACUCAGAGAAGAACAGUUACCAUGUUCAGUUUCAUCCCGCUGAGAGGACGGAGCUGCACACUCUGCGCCCGGUCACCAUGCAACAUAAGGACUACUAUCUGAUCACAACGGAAGAUCCCAGCAGGAACCUGACCGCUGCUGCCGGACUGCAGGAGACAGGAGGGAACGGAGAGACUGACUCCGAAGUGGAGAUUGCCCACAGUGACGACUCUGACGUUGGUGGCUCCUUGUUAUGGACUGCUCCACUUCAGGAUAUAGAGUCAAUGACAGAAGAGAGCAUGUAUCAUGACAUCUUCACCCUACCCUACCCACACAGGAGCUUCAAAGAAUAUAUAGGCAACAAAACCGAUCUGAGCAGAGCCGUGAUACCAGCAGCUAUCCUCGCUGGGUACACGGGAAGUGGUCCCAUUCAGCUGUGGCAGUUCCUGCUGGAGCUUCUGACGGACCGCAACUGUCAGUCAUGUAUAAGCUGGACUGGAGAUGGCUGGGAGUUCAAGCUGACGGACCCUGAUGAGGUGGCCUUGCUGUGGGGUCAGAGGAAGAACAAACCCAAGAUGAACUAUGAGAAGCUCAGUCGCGGUCUCAGAUACUACUACGACAAGAACAUCAUCCGCAAGACAGCAGGCAAACGCUACGUCUACCGCUUUGUGUGCAACCUGCAAGGCCUGCUGGGAUAUGAGCCUGGGGAGCUGCACGCCAUGUUGGACAUAAGUAACAAGAAUCACUUAUGACCACUGGCAGCAGGAGCAAAGAGACACCUUUUUAUAUGGGACACUUCAGUGUAAACUUUUUUUUACCAGCUACCUUGAUAAUGAGAACCCGAUA